CUGACAGCGGGCGAGAAAGAGUGUGAUAAAAAAUAUCUCGGAUUAUUCUAGUCGCUCGAAAAGCACGGGGAGGGGAAGAAUACGUGCAGAAUCCGACAGAAACAACGUUCACCGUGUGCAAUCCGGCCGACAAAACGCAAGUGCAUGCAUAGAAAAUGUCCAGUGAAACCGAGAGCAGCAGUGGCAGUGAAAGAACUUGACCUAAUUUGUUAGUGCACUAACCCACCGAAAGCAAAACGCAAACCAACACCACCCACCACCACCACCUCUUGCGCGUGCAGCUGCAGCUCAACGCGGAAACACGGAGAAGGUCGAAGACGGCCAGCAGACGGUGUGCGGAGUAGUAACCGAUUCGCGGAGGAGUUUGCCAGUGGCAUAGCGCAGUGCUGCAACAGCAAACCGUGCCGACAGUGUGCAGUUCAUUCAUACAAUCCUUCUACCGAGUGGUGGAUUCCUUACCAAGUUCUUUAGAAGGAGCUGAGCGGAAAGUUUACAGAAGCCUGUAGCUUUAGCCGGUUGGAAAAUAAGGAAACGAUCCGCCAAUACAGGAGUAAAGUACGACAGCGAGCCGACGUGUUAGUGCCAGCGUAACAUGUCCGAGCUUUCGGUCGAACCGAAACGGUUAAGUCCCAUCGACGAGCUGAUAUCGCCCACCGUUCGCGUGAUCCGGGAGGUGUACGAAGGUGAAAAUGCGCACGAAAUGUUCCAGUCCGACCUCAACAAAGCACUGUUCGAUAAGGUGCGCUUCAUCGUCAUCGAACCGACGCGGCUCGGCGAGGAAACGGAACGAUGGAUUGCGGUCGGCAACUGUCUGCACAAAACCGCCCUGAUUAGCGGGACCGCAUCGAUAGCAAUCAGUCUCAUCUGGCGGGAAAAGCUCACAAUCUACAGUGCUUCCUUUUGUGCCGUAUCGAUGUUCUGCACAAGCCUGUACGCCAUCUGCUGGACCUGCGAUCCGUGCGUCGAGUAUCAGGUGGAGCGUAAGCAGCGAAACCUCAUGAAAAUCCCCGUCCCGGAAGGAGCAUCCUCGCCGGUAGUGCUGGUGCACAAGGGCAAUCGGCUCGCCACGUACAGCCACCGAAUAGUGACCACGCUGGCGGCGUCCGUCUGCGUCUGGACCAUUUAUAGAGCAUUGAAAUAGGAGAGCGAAGAAAGGAUUCAAAUCGAACGCAACGUUAGUGGUGGUGGUGGUGUUGGUGGCGUGCGUUCCAUAUUCCCCUGCCCUUGUGCUCGUUGUUACACUACUAUCCGCUUCCGAUUCGAAGAGAUGUUGGCAAAAAGAAACGUUAAACGUGUGCUGGCGGAGCAAAAACAAAACAACCACACUGCCACUAAACUGCAAAACACACACACGGUGGUGGAGUGGUGAGUGGCGAUGACGCGGAAACGAUCAAACUGUAAUCAGCCAAGCGAGAAGCGCACGUGUGCAGCACCACCUUUUUAUCUGUUAGAUUAGGUGUUAGUAAAUCCUUUCCUUCCGAAACCGUCGGAAUGUUAAAUGUAAUAAGAGAUGCAGGCAGGCGCUGUGUUGUUGCCGAUGGUUGAAGUGUUGGAGUGCUCAAAAGCGCAAAUCACAACGCAACAUUGUUGUAGAAAUUGUUGGUGAAGAGUACGAAUUGUCCGCGCUCUAAUUGUGACUGAUAUUAUAUGUAUAUCGUGCUGCAGUUGAUGUCGCUUUCGGUUGGGGUAUGUCGAUAUCGACACGCUUGCCAAAGGAUCCUAGGAAGUCAUGAUCAAAGAUCGCAUCCAUGCUACACAACCACUUGUACUAGGGGGAGAAAAAAGGACGGACAUCAUGAAAAGGCGCAAAGAUAUGGGAUUGAAGAAAUUGUUUGCAUUUGUUUCUAUUAACACAAACCGGAAAGCUUCACGUUAGGGCAGAGUUAGACACAUUUUGGCGUUUAAUUCUAGGUCUGUUUUCUUUUUGUUUUAGUGCGCUUUUAUUUUCUAUGGAUUCUUCGUUACAUCUCGAACUGUGUCUAUUUAAAACCUGUUUCGUAAAUCCUAUUGUAAGAGAUGGGGUCAAAGGUACGUUCUAUGGGCGAGACUGGAGAAGGAAAAAAGACGCUUUUUUAGACUAUUGAAACGGCUACUGGUGAGGUGAGGGGGUGGAGAAAAUCGAAUAGAAAAGGCUGAUUAGGUGGUUCACACCCUCUAACACGUGCGGGACGAUAGAGACAGUGGGCGGCAGAGGGGGCAUGAUGAGGAGGAUGAAUAAGAAAAGAGAACUUAUAAAGCGAGAAAAGCAAUUUUAGCUGCAUUUAAGAAGAUAAGGAGCCAAAUAGUAGUAUUUCAAACGACAAUUUACCCCACACCACACGCACAUCGUGAGAUGGCUGCGUCGUGUGCACCGAAAUGUUGUGUGGUGUUUGGCGGAUAGCUGAGAGUGUAAAGAGGAAAAGGGGAAAUAAAAAGAGAACACGAGUUUCUUUAUUUUGAGCUAAUAUUUUGCUCAGAAUGGAGGUUGCUCAUGGAUAGAGAAUUGAUGCGAAUAAAACUAAACGGAACGAAUCGUCGUUGAUUUCAGCUACAA
Anopheles arabiensis is the source of this 2533-nucleotide messenger RNA. RefSeq names its product transmembrane protein 11 homolog, mitochondrial (gene Pmi). Gene Ontology annotation, biological process: inner mitochondrial membrane organization. Gene Ontology annotation, cellular component: mitochondrial inner membrane. NCBI's taxonomy places the organism in Eukaryota, Metazoa, Arthropoda, Insecta, Diptera, Culicidae. Bases 593 to 1141 code for a protein of 182 amino acids. The transcript has 5 exons. The record is from RefSeq and is a predicted model, not a curated record.